GGGGCGUCCCCGGAGCGGGGCAGAGACCAGGCCGGGCAGCCCUGGGGCCGGUCGGGGCGGCGUCGCGGCACCCUCCGCCAGGCCCCGCGGGAUGCACCGUGGGAGCCGAGGGCGGAGGCGACACUCUCAGGUAAAUUGGCAGAAUGAGGAGCAACAAAUCAAAAGAGGUGCCUUUACCAAAUCCAAGAGACUCUCAAAGCAAGGAUACUGUUCAAGCAGGUACAACUACAUCAUGGGAUGCGCUUUCUCAGUCCAAGGCUGCUCUGAGACAUAUUGAAAACAAAUUGGAAGUAGCCCCUGCAAGUACAGCUGUGGUUGAUUUGGUCAUGGAUGCCAAGAAGUCUUCUGCAAGUGCUACCCGAAAAAUAAGUAGAAAAGAUGUUAGAUAUCUAGAUGAUUCUUGGGUUAAUGCUCCAACUGUCACAUCCUUGAAAUCACGGAAAGAGAAAUCUCGUAGUCCUCUCAGAACCACCACCCUGGAGAGUAAUGUGAAGAAAAGUAAUCGUGUAGAGUUUCGUGAACCUUUGGCUUCUUAUAGGGAAAUCCUUGGAGCACCUUCCAAUUUAAGUCCCAGCUAUCUGGAUUCAAAACGUGUGUAUUGUUUAGAUGUUAAUGAAGAAAAGGCUGAGAGUGGGAACCGGACAAUAAACAAUCGAGAAGAACAAAAUAUACAUUGCUGUGAUUUUGAGAGCUCGCAAUCCUUUGCCAUUAAUGAUACAGUUGUAAGGUUUUUAAAUGAUCGAUCAGCAAUUGAUGCAUUGCACAAUUCCGAAUGUUUGAUUAAGGUGGGUGCUCCUGUGAGAACUGAGGAAGACAUGCCUAAUAGAGCAAAAGGAAAUGAGAACAGUUUGAAGCCUUCUGUGACUGACACGGGCCAUGACAUGGAUCCAAAAGUGUUAAGGUCAACUGACUCUUCUCCAUCUUCUGCAAGUACUUGCAGUUCCCAAAGAUUAGACAUUUUAAAGAGGCGACAACAUGAUGUCAAACUGGAAAGACUCAAGGAGCGGAUUAGGAAACAAUGGGAACAUUCAGAAGAAAUGAAUGGCCGGGGCCAGAAUCUGGGUCAUAUUGACCAUCCAGUAAUGGUUGUUAAUGUUGAUAACUCAGUGACAGCGAAAGUCAGGAAAGUGGCGACAGCACCACCUGCUCCCACGUACAGAGGUUUCAACCCUUCAGAGACCAGAAUUCGAACACCUGAUGGAAGAGUGUGGCAGGAGGCUGAGUUCCAGAACAUGAGUAGAGAACUGUAUCGAGACUUAGCACUUCAGUUGGCAGAUGAUAUCUCUGUAAAAGAGAAACCUGCAGAAAAAAUUAAGGAGAAGAAAGUCAUCAAGCCAGUACGAAAAAUCCAAAAGGGAACACAGUUAUCAAGUCCUGAAUGCAAAACAGGUAGUAGUCGUCUGAUAAGUACAUCUUCUUGGCGAGAUGGACAAAAAUUAGUAAAGAAGAUUCUGGGACCUGCACCUAAAAUGGAGCAUCAAGAGCGAAGAACAGCAUCAAGUGACAGAAAUGGAAGAGAAAGAAGUACUAAAGUUGGGGGUCAUAUUGGAAAAGCGGAAUCCGAUUCCAAGUUGGAUAUUUCACACAGACAUCUUCCCCGAAGCUCAGAGCGUUCAAGAAGUAGAACUCGGUCUGAAACUAACAUCAAGAAGGCAGCUCCAUCUCUCCCAGAUAACAAACAGGAGGAAAAUACUGCCUUAAAUAAGGAGUUUUUACCUGUUGAAAUUCGUGGCAUUCUUGAUGACCUACAGUUGGAUUCCACAGCUCAAACUGCAAGGUUGGAAAAUGGGGAGUUACAAAAUCAGAAGUCGGUAGCGCCAGUCCAGGUUCCUAGAAGUCAUAGCCCAGUGAAAAGAAAACCCGAAAAAGUAGCAGCUAGUGAAGAUCCCCCUGUUAUCUCUAAAAAGCGCCACUAUGACACAGAUGAGGUCCGGCAGUACAUUGUCAGGCAGCAGGAGGAGAGGAAGCGGAAGCAGAAUGAAGAGAAGAAGGCUCAGAAGGAGGCCACAGAACAGAAGAACAAGCGGUUGCAGGAGCUCUAUCGGAAGCAGAAAGAAGCCUUUACAAAAGCAAAAAACGUGCCUCUUCCGGAGCCAUCCACCAGCAGGCGACUACAGGAAACUUACUCCAAAUUGUUGCUGGAAAAGACUUUGCUUGAGGAAACGUCCCAGCAGCAUGGUACACAGGAAACACAGGCCAAACCAGGGUAUCAGCCUUCUGGAGAAUCUGACAAGGAGAACAAAGUACAGGAACGUCCUCCGAGCGCAUCUUCCAGCAGUGACAUGUCUCUGUCAGAACCUCCACAGCCUCUUGCAAGAAGGGACCUGAUGGAGCCUACAUGGAUGCAGCCUGACAGGCUGAGCCCACGAGGUCCUUCUCAGCCACAGCCGCUUGUUGGAACAGCCGGAAAUCUACUGUCUCACCUUUUGAAUCUAGAACAUGUGGGAAUUUUGCAUAAGGAUUUUGACUCUAUUUUACCAACUAGGAAGAAUCAUAAUACGGUUUCAGGGCCAUUAACUUUUACACCUCAACCGUAUCUGACCUCACCAGCUGCUCAUUCAGAUGCCUUGUUAAAACCUAGUGCCAGCCACUAUAAGAGUAAACUGGAUCGAAUUGAAGCCUUGAAAGCUACAGCUGCUUCCUUGUCUAGCAGGAUUGAAAGUGAAGCCAAGAAACUAGCUGGAGCUCACAUUAAUUAUGGGUCAGUGUGGGACGCCGAGUGUGACGUGCAGGAUGCUCCCCAAGAAAAUGGAAUGUGGAACAAGGCUCUAAGUCCACCUGUGAAAGAGGAUGCUGAAGAUGUUUUCUCUGCAAGGAUUCAAAAGAUGCUGGGAACCUGUGUCUCUCAUGCAACUUUUGAUGAUGAUCUUCCUGGGGUCGGCAACCUUAGUGAGUUUAAAAAGCUUCCUGAGAUGAUAAGACCUCAAAGUGCUAUAUCAAGCUUGAGAAUGAGAUCCCCUGGUCCCAGGCCGGGGAGGCUCCUGGCACAGCUAUGUAAGCGGCACGCUGACUCUCCCAGCUCUGAUGUGCAGCCCUGCUCUCAGGACAAAGCCAAAGUGUCUCUUGGUUCCAGCCUGGAUUCAGUCAGCGAAGGGCCUCUUCUCAGCGAGGGCAGUCUCUCUGAAGAAGAGGGAGGCCAUGACAGACCACCCCCUUUGAAGGUUUCGGAAAUCUUGAAAGAAAAGGAAUUUUGUGCUGGAGAAAGAAAUACUUACGAACCUAUCAAAGAGUUUCAGAAGGAAGCUGAAAAAUUCCUGCCACUUCUAGGACACAUAGGAGGUACACAAAGCAAAGGACCAUGGGAAGAAUUGGCAAAGGGAAGUCCACAUAGCGUUAUCAAUAUCUUUACAAGAUCAUAUCAGCUAUAUGGAAAAGGAUUUGAAGACAGGUUGGAUGGAGGACCAUCAGCAUCACGGCCUCUUAGCAAUAUCUCCUAUGAAGAUGAUUUUGCCUCCUCUCCAGGCAGCGGGACUUUGACCGAAAGGAAAUCAACUCUUGAGCCUAAUGUUGGUGGUAGCAGUUUAAGCCUCCAGGAGGACCCUGCUGGCCGGAAGUCAGCAUAUGAGCUUUCCUGUGGUGAUGUGACGUCUCAGCAGUCCUCAGGAGCCCAGUCGGCAGCUUCUUCGCAUUCCUCCACUUCAUCUAAAGGAAAGAGAGGGAAAAAGGAAAGAAUAGACUGGUUGAAUUCAUUUAAGAACUCACUUCUUGAUGAAGAAAAAGCACAGUCUGGCUCAGAACGUGGCUCUCAGCAAGUGAAAAAAUCUGGGACCAGUAGUAAACUUUCUGUUAAAGAUUACGAGCAGACUCUUGACACUGAAAGCACUUUGGAGGAACUUUCUGGGCCUUCUCUGAGUGUCUCAUCAGACAAGGGAAGGUCUCCGAGGACUCCGACAUCUCCCCUUUCUCCAAGUUCCCAGAAACUGUCUGACCUUCCCGGCACUUCCCUGGACAGAUCCAAGUCCUCAGUAGUGAUGCCUGCGAGCACAGGAGGCCUUCAGCCCACGGCAGCCUUCACCGACGUGAACCUGACCUCCAGCAGGUCGGUCGGCGAGACAGCUUCACCACCAGGUGCUAAGCGCUUUUCCCCUGCCGGCCUCCAGCACCGGAUGACUGCAGAGCUCAGCUACCUGAGUGCCCUCGAGGAGUCUGUGCGUCAGCUCUCAGACGUGGAGCGUGUGAGAGGCAUCUCGCUUGCUCAGCAGGAGAGUGUGUCUCUGGCUCAGGUCAUAAAGGCACAGCAGCAACGCCAUGAAAGAGAUUUGGCCCUUCUGAAACUGAAGGCUGAGCAAGAGGCCCUGGAGUGUCAGAGACAAUUAGAAGAAACCCGAAACAAAGCAGCUCAGGUCCAUGCAGAAUCAUUACAGCAGGUGGUCAAAUCUCAGCAUGAAGUAACGGAAGUCCUACAGGAAGCAACACGUACGAUAGCAGCCCAGCAAACAGAAACUGCUCGCCUCACCACAGAUGCAGCACGCCAAAUCUGUGAGAUGGCAGAACUGACUCGAACCCAUAUCUCAGAUGCCAUCACUGGUUCAGGAGUUCCCCUAACAACAUUGUACGACCACCAACGGCAGCACCUUCCAGAAUUCAUGAAACAUCUGAGGACCAGAGCUGAAACAGAUAGGGUGAGUCAGUCUGUUUCACUCUCCCAGAGUAAAGAAGGCACCGUUGACUCAAAGCAACACAAGUAUUACUCUUCAUAUGAUAGUUAUUCUGACUCGUCAAGAUACAAGAGGCAUGAGCGAAGAAGCAGUAGUGGUAGCAGCCGUCAAGAGAGUCCAUCCUGUAAGGAACAUGAGAAGAAACUUCCUGGUGAGCAGAGGGAGAAUUCAGUUGAAGAACAGGUGCAGACUGCCGCGGAUGACUCCCUGAGAAGUGACAGCGUUCCCUCUCUGCCUGAUGAGAAAGAUUCAACUUCAAUUGCAACAGAGUAUUCCUUUAAAUUUGAUGAAUCCAUGACGGAAGAUGAAAUAGAAGAGAAAUCGUUUCGGUCCUUACUGCCUUCUGAGAGUCACCGCAGAUUCAACAUGGAGAAGAAGAGAGGCCACCAGGAGGACUCCGAUGAAGAAGCUUCCCCAGAGAAGACCUCGCUGUCUUCUGCCAAGGAGCUGAGCAUGCCAUUCUCCGGAGGGCAGGACAGCUUUUCCAGGUUUACCAUGGAGAUGGUCCGGCAGUACAUGAAGGAAGAGGAAAUGAGGGCAGCCCACCAGUCCUCACUGCUGCGGCUCCGUGAGAAGGCCCUGAAGGAGAAGACUAAGGCCGAGCUAGCCUGGCUGGAGCAUCAGAAAAAACAUCUGCGAGACAAAGGAGAGGAUGAUAAAAUGCCCCCACUCCGGAAGAAGCAGCGCGGGCUACUUCUGCGACUGCAGCAAGAGAAGGCAGAAAUAAAACGCCUUCAGGAAGCCAACAAGGCAGCUCGGAAGGAGCGGCAGCUGAUUCUUAAGCAGCAGGAGGAGAUAGAGAGGAUCCGACAGACGACCAUGAAGCUGCAGGAGAGGCUAAAAUCUGCAGGCGAAAACAAACUGGACUCCCGUAGUGAGUGUGAUAUGCAGGAUAAUAAAGCAGCUAGUCCUGGUCCAGCCGACGUGGAGACCCGCAGUCCUUCUCCCAUCUCCAUCUCCAGCAGUGAAACUAGCAGCAUUAUGCAGAAACUGAAGAAAAUGAGAAGCCGUAUGGAUGAAAAGUUUCUGACAAAGCGAGAGCAAAAACUCAUGCAGCGGCGACAGCAUGCAGAGGAACUCCUAGAGUGGAAGCGACGCUUAGAUGCAGAAGAAGCAGAAAUUCGUCAAAUGGAAAAACAAGCUUUGGCUGCUUGGGACAAAGAAUUAAUAAAACCCAAAACUCCUAAGAAAGAGCUGGAGGGCCAGCGAUCAGAACAGAAAGCAUCAGUGAGUGAAGAAGAAUCUCCAGGACCUUCUUACUCUCAUCAACACAGUGAAAGUUCUAUUCCGGAAGAACUAGGCAGCCUUGCUGUUGGCUUUGCGCCGUCCGAGUCUGCGGUGCAGGAGCAGCCGGGGAGUCCAGAUCGUAGCAUACUCACCGAAGAAAUGGUUUUUUCACAGGAACUAGAAUCUUCUACCUCUCCUAGUAAACAGUCACCUCCCAAAAGCUGCUCCUCCGUGUCCAAGCAGGAUUCCAGCAAAGGCAGCCCUAGGACUGGAGGACAGUCUCGUGUGCCUGCCAGGUCCCCGCAGCACUGUGCCAGCUGGUCGGAUGAGUCCUUGUCCAUGACACAGUCAGAAACUACCUCUGACCAGAGUGACAUCGAAGGUCGGAUCAGAGCUCUGAAAGAUGAGCUGCGCAAGAGGAAAUCGGUUGUGGACCAGCUGAAGAAGGAGCAGAGGAAAAGACAGAAGGAGAGACUGAAAGCCCAGGAGGCCAGUCUGAUCAAGCAGCUCGAGUCGUAUGAUGAGUUUAUUAAGAAAACUGAAGCUGAGCUUAGCCGAGAUUUGGAAACCUCCCCGACAGCCAAGCCUCAGAUUAAAACGCUGUCUUCAGCUUCUGAGAAGCCGCGGAUCAAGCCCCUGUCGCUGCACAGGUCUGAAACAACAAAGAGUUGGAAGUCACUUACAGAAUCGGAACGUUCCCGAGGGUCCCUGGAGUCUAUUGCUGAACAUACUGAUAAUUUGUUGUCAAGUUCUCAGAGAUCAGUGUCGGAAAAGUCUGUGUCUGCCUACGCGAAGAGAGUGAAUGAGUUGAACAGUCGGACAGAAGAGCGUUUGCAGACCCCACCUCCAGUUCUCAGGUUAUCCAGGACAGCUGGAGCAGAAGCUGGGGAUUCUUUGGAAAACACACCUUCAUUGCCUCUUCUUCAAGAAUUGAGUACCCCUAAGAGAGUUCUUGAUGUGUCAGAUGCCAAGAUUAAAGAACCUGAUCAACAACCAGAAAUACAAAAAGUAGGAUGUGCAAAAUUGGAGGAGACCAAGGUUAAGGAAGGUUGUUCUAAACGGUCAGAGAAAUCUGAUGUCUUACUGCAGCUAGACCUGGAACAGGGAGACUCAUCUGAAAUUCUUUCGAGUAAAGCUAUUCCUUUAGAUCCCAUAGAUGUUCAGAAAGAUUUAGUUAGACUAGUCAUUGAAAAUCUUCAUACAAGGGAGCAGAUAUUGAGAGAAUCAGAUCAAGAUGUGGACCCCAGUGCAGCCAGCCCAUCAGAAGACACUUAUGGACAGAAGAACAAGGAGAGGGGCUCAGCUUUGUCAGAACAUAUUUUUACUCCUAAAGAAGUAUCAUACUCUGAAGAAAUUGAAGCAUCUCCCCUCAAAAAGGAAAUUUCGGCUGAGUUGUAUAAGGAUGACUUUGAGGUGUCCUCUUGGUUGUCACUCAGAAAAGACUCUGAGGUUUGCAGAGAAAAGUCACAGUCGGCAAGGAGCUCCAGGGGUAGAAGCAGCAGCUUCGGCAGUGAGGACGAAAUCAGCGAGUGCCUGAGUGAGAAAGGCCUUUCCACGCAUAGCUCCGUCCCCUCGGAGAGGCUGCUGGAUCUCAAGUCCCCCACCGAGCUGUUGAAGGAUGCGGAGCGCAGCGAUGUGGAGCAGGAGGGAGCUCCUCCGGCCCCUGCCUUGGCUUCAGCUUCCGCUGCAGGGGAAUUACUUGACUUCCACAUUGGUGACCGGGUGUUGAUUGGCAAUGUUCAGCCAGGGACUCUGCGAUUCAAAGGGGAGACUAACUUUGCUAAAGGAUUUUGGGCCGGAGUUGAGUUGGAUAAACCUGAAGGAAAUAACAAUGGAACCUAUGAUGGCAUCACCUAUUUUAUAUGCAAAGAGAAGUAUGGUAUUUUUGCUCCUCCUCAAAAAAUAUCUCACAUUCCUGAAAACUUUGAUGACUACGUGGACAUAAAUGAAGAGGACUGUUACUCAGAUGAGCAGUAUCAGUACUAUACUCAAGAGCAAAAAGAUACAGAGGCUCAGCAAGAUAGAGAAAAAGAUGUCACUGAAUGUUUUUAUGAGAAAUCUCUACCCAGCGUGCCUGAUACAGAAGCCUCAGUGAAUAGAGAGCAAAGCCUCAGGAUAGAUGUGGCGAGUACACAGGCCAUUUCCAGGGGGCCUGAGGCCCGUGUGCAGCAGCAGGCUUCGGUGGAUUCACUGACUCCUUCAGGGGAAGCCAGGGACCUUGUUUCUGGUGUCGUAGAACAGGCUGCCAUUGAUGCCGAGCAUGAUGCUUUAGACAACACCUUCUCCGAGGAAUUGAAAAAGCAGCAGCAGUGUCUAAAAAAGGAGGAAGACCUGUGCUCUGAAAUCUCAGAGAAUCUUGCCACCCCACUGCUGGACCUCUUAGCAAAAGAAAAACAUCAGCUGGAAGCCCAACUGAGGUCAUCACAGGAUGAGGGAAAGAAGUCCAAACAGCUGGAGACAGUCAGUUCUCUGACGGACAGUUUACUCACAGUGUUCGUGAAGGACACGGUCAGUCAACUACAACAAGUCAAAAAAGCGAAGAAUGAGAAAAUCCAGCUUAGUAACCAGGAGCUUCUUGACGGUGACCGAAAGGACGGAGCACCCCACCACCUGACCCAGAAGCUUGGGGGGCUGCCGGCAGGUGUUUCAGGCUCUUUUGUAGGGUCUGAGUUGGAAGAUGACAAAGAAGAGAUUUCCUCUCCAGAUAUGUGUCCCCGACCGGAGAGCCCAGUGUUCGGUGCCAGUGGGCAGGAGGAGCUCGCGAAAAGACUUGCCGAACUUGAGAUCAGUCGGGAGUUCCUCAGCACUUUAGGAGAUGACCAAGACUGGUUUGAUGAAGACUUCGGUUUGAGUUCUUCCCACAAGAUUCAAAAAAAUAAAGCAGAAGAAACGAUUGUGCCUCUGAUGGCAGAACCUAAAGGAGUACCCCAGAAGCCGUGUGAGCCGAUACUGGCAGUCCCACAUACUGUGGAGGAAGUAGAAAUUCUUGUGCGUGACGCAGCGGAAGAACUGUGGAACUGGAAAGAGCUAGGCCGCGACCUUCACAGCAUCAGUGUUCCGUCAAAGCUGCUGGGCUGUACCGGCACGGGUCUGGAUCUGGAAAGCUCUAGUAAAAGGGUCUACAAACAGGCGGUUUUUGAUUUAACAAAAGAAAUCUUUGAGGAGAUCUUUGCUGAGGAUCCCAACCUGAAUCAGCCUAUCUGGAUGAAGCCAUGUAGAAUCAACUCGAGCUACUUCCGACGAGUAAAAAAUCCGAACAGCCUUGAUGAAAUUAAGAAUUUCAUCACAACCGAAGUACUGAAGCUGUUCAGUCUUAAAAAGGAGCCAAACCACAAGACAGAUUGGCAGAAAAUGAUGAAAUUUGGAAGAAAGAAAAGAGAUCGAGUGGAUCAUAUCUUGGUGCAGGAGCUCCACGAGGAAGAGGCGCAGUGGGUGAACUAUGACGAGGAUGAGUUGUGUGUGAAGAUGCAGCUGGCCGAUGGGAUCUUUGAGACCUUGAUCAAAGAUACCAUUGAUGUGCUGAACCGUAUCAGUGAGAAACAGGGGAGAAUGCUACUUGUGUGACAUCUUGCAAAUAAAUCCAACACUGAGUGCUAACCCGAGUCCUGGGCCUUUCUGCCCCCUGGUAGAUACCCCAACUCCAUCAUAGCAAGAGUGCUUCUGGACCUUGACCUGUUCUUAAAGACUAUUUGUUUGGAGUUCAUGGGACAAUGUGGCGUUUCUGGUAUUACGGCGUUGGCCUUUAGAGACUGUCCACUGCCCUCAUUGGUUCUUUGUGGUGAGCUGAGUUGCACUGCUGGUGUUGCGACGCAGUAUCAUCCCGCACCUCGGUCUCAGAGAGGGCUGAUGACAACAGACAGCUCUGUGCUGAGCCUAGAGGAGCGCUCGAGUCUCAGGUCAGGCAAGACGGAGAGAUCUGUCUGUCUGCUUUGAAGUAGUGUCCUGGUCUCUACCACAAAAGUGAUAUGUGGACAAAAUAGUUUUUAAGCAGUAUUAAACCCUUAAUCACGUCUAAGAUAGGCAAGUUUAAUCAUGUGUGCCUAUUUGACAUUCUGGAGUUGAUUUCAUUUCUUUUUUGAAGAUCGUUUUCUCCCAUUAUUACAGUUAACACCACCAAGUGGACUGUCAAGCUAACAGAAAUAUGUGGUAGCCUUGCUUUCUGAGCACCAUCUAAAGAAUGUCCCAGCCCUUGCGUCGUGUUUAGUUCUCUCUCUGGGCAUGAAAGCAAAGCAGUGCCCCCUCACCCGACGACUGGGCUGCAGGACCGCUGCAGAGCCGGUCCUUCUGCCCCCGUGGCUUUCCCCUGCACUUUGCUUCCUCGAGCUGACCCUCCACCAGCCGCUCCGGAUUCUCAGGGCCAUCUCAGGCACCCAGGCAUGGCAGAAGUGGAAAUGAUUCCUUUUGGCCUUCAAACCUUCCACUCCCAUCUCUCCCCAAGAAGUCAGAGACGCUGUUACUUGAAUGAUUUAGGAAAUGAGUGUGUGCACCAAAGACAAAAAGAUAUUGUCUGUUGUUUGUGUGUUUGUUUUGCGCUAUGGAACAUUUUUUUCCUAAUUUAUUUUAAGAUAAAUUAUUAAGCCGGAAAUGUGUGUCGCUAUUCCGAAGUGAAAGAUUCUUCUCGUGCUAGUUUAACCUCCGUCUGGAAACUUCGACGGUUAUCUUCUUUGCACAGGAAACCUAUGGUGGUAACAAACCGCACACGCCACGCCAGUCUGAGUCAGUGGAAAGAAGAUGAGCUCUUCCAGGAGCCCCGUGGCAGCGGGGAUGGUAGUGAGUCACACAGACUGUGGGAUCCAGUGCCUCCGGAGGCAUCACUUGUCACAACUGUUACUGUAUCUGCAAAAGAAGAAACUACAGACUCCAGCUGCUACAUUAGAGCACAGAGAUGCUCUCCUAGAACUCAGCGCCCAGCCUUCCUCACUGGUUUCUCUGAACCAGUCCUCUCUCUCUAUGUACUCUAGUCAAAUGUGGAUCAUCUUAGGCGUGAAUGUAAAUGCCUUAAUAAUGGCGGUCCUUACUAGAAGCACGAUACAAGAUGCCCACUGGAUUCAUAUUUGAAAAUAUCUUGGAUUGUUAUAGCUUAAAAAAAGACAUCAGACAAACCCCAAAGAUGGUGUAAUCUUUCAGCGUGCACAUUUGUUCAUUUCUGCAUCUUUCCUCCCAACUCGCCUUUGCGUCUUAAAUGUUUCACUAUGCACACCUCCAUUCCCCUUUGAUUUCAUCUUGUCAUUGUAAGAAACUUGCUGAAAUAAUCAUUGGAAUAUUUGCAUUUUGCACAGUGACUGGUAUGAUAGCUCUUGACAAAUGCGGAAAGCACUGAGGCAUGACUGGGUCUUGGGAGAUGCCCCGAUGAGCGUGGCACCAGCAGUUCUUCUGGGCUUUAGCAUUAAGCUGUAGUCCUGAAGCCAUAAAUAGCAAAUUGACUAAGAAAAGUAAAGGUUUCUUAGGGUUAUUAACCAGUAGUGUGGAAAUAGUGUCUUCAGGCGGCCAGGGAAACGUCAGAGCUUCUCUGUUCAGUGCGGUGUUUGGGGAACGGAAGGCCUCGUCUCCAUGCUCUGGCCGUUUGUACAUCGCAUUGUCUUUAUGAUACUGAAACUUUGCAGCUGCUGUACGUGUGUUAUUAAUGAACAACAUGAUAGGAACCUGGAGUGUUUCUUACAUCUUCAUUAUUUGUACCUAAAGUCAGUUUCUCAUUAUUACAUGAUUCCAGAAAAGGGUUGGGGGGAUGAGAUUAAGCCCAUGGAGUCGGCAGUGUGGACUUGAAGCCCCUGGUAAGAGGUGCUCCCCAGAAGUGACGGCGGCUGUCCUGCCUGCUCCCACCACCUUCUCUGUUUCCAGUUGAGGCUCAGCCGGACAUAACUCUUUGUCAGAGAUGAUUAUCCAUGGUUUAAUAACAAAACAAACAAAAACAACUCUGUGAGGGGCAGAUGUUUUUAUUAUCAUUUUUAACCAUUUGGAUCUCAUUGAAGUGGAUCUAAUACUAGGAUUAGGAGUGAUACUUCCAGGUACCAGCCACUCGUUUCACGGUGGGAUCUUUGUAGUCAAGCCCUGCCUCUUAACCAGGAACCUAACUGUUCCCUCUGUGGUCCUUGUCCCUCCUCCCCGCAGUCUGUCUUCAUCCUUCUCCAAGGUAAAGACCCCCACAUCAGCAGUACUAUCUUUUAGAAUAGCACUAUCAGAAUUUAAUAGGAAACCAACACAGAGACUUCAGAUUCACUUCUGAGUCCGAAACAAUCUGUGCUCCCCAGGGUAGUUAACUCUGGGUUCACUAAGUACAGGGUAUCGACUCCCUCUUCAGGUCUACACAGAAACUUUGACUCUAGGGAAAGUGGGAAGAGCUCAGCCGUAGUCGGGAAGGAAGGGAGCUUGUUUUUCUUUUCCCAAAAAGAAAAGGAAAAUUCCUUCUGUGACUACAGGUCUCAGAGAAAUGAUCUUUCAGAAGAGAUUUCAUCGCUCAUGAGAGUGCCGUGGCCUAUUGGUAAAAACAAUUUUGUUCACUUUCUUGUCUUGAAAAAAUAAAGUGGCCUUAGCUUUUUGCAAUACUUGAACAAAGUGUGUUCUCGCAAAAGACUUUCUGUAGCACAGCAUUAGAACGACUUUUCUGCAAGAAAUUCAAACGUACAGCUUCCUUUUACUACCUUACAAUACUAGUGAAUAAAACAUUAAUUCAAAGAGCAAAUGGUAGAGACUACAAUGACGUUUAAUGCAAAUUGUAGGAAUUUACAUGUUUACAAAUCAUCUUAAACUGGUUGCGCAGCAAUUCAAUAAAAUACCUUUGUAUUAUAAAAAUGUGAAGAAAACAAUUAUAAACAGAUGUAAAGGAGGUACUGUCAUUUUAAUUAACCUAUGUUUGAUAGCUUUUUCCUUCUGGACUUUGCAAAAGCCUUCUUGGUAACACAUUGCAGAGCAUUCUCCGGGAGGCCUGGCCUCCGCGUGUGUACUGUACUGUGCAGACAUUAAACUCAAGCCCGUUUACCGUGUCUGUGUGAACAGCCUGGUCAGCAGGCCGUUGCCAGCCAAUAGUCGCAUCCCGUGCAGCUUUGCACAGCAGACUGAAGGGUGUGCUUGUAAGUGUGAUCUGUAAAAUAACCGGGAUGAAUUCCCAUGUAUACCUGUGUAAAUAGAUUUGUUAACUAAAAUGUACUUUAAGAAAGGGUAAAAAUCUGUAAAUAAACUGAUUUAUAAAUUAA
Messenger RNA from Ochotona curzoniae (black-lipped pika), 13075 nucleotides. RefSeq names its product centrosomal protein 350 (gene CEP350). NCBI's taxonomy places the organism in Eukaryota, Metazoa, Chordata, Mammalia, Lagomorpha, Ochotonidae. Gene Ontology annotation, biological process: microtubule anchoring. Gene Ontology annotation, molecular function: microtubule binding. The coding region runs from base 144 to 9449 and encodes 3101 amino acids. The record is from RefSeq and is a predicted model, not a curated record. The transcript is spliced from 38 exons. Gene Ontology annotation, cellular component: centrosome.